Messenger RNA from Mesorhabditis spiculigera, 297 nucleotides. NCBI's taxonomy places the organism in Eukaryota, Metazoa, Nematoda, Chromadorea, Rhabditida, Rhabditidae. The record is from the annotation of a GenBank genome assembly.
AUGUCAUUCCGUGUCUACCUUCUUAUCAUGAGCUUGAGCUCGCUGGCGGUCUUACCAGCCACACAAUAUGUCGGCCAACGCCCCUACUAUCUACGACAAUCCACCGAAUGCAAGGGGCCCAAAGUGUACGAGAUUCGGAAUGUACAGGACGUCGACCAAUGCAAGGAGGCGUGCGUGCAGUUUGAUUGCGCGGCCGUCAACCUGUUCCAGCUCGGCGAAUUCCAAUUUAUGUGCGAAAUUUUGGGCUCUGUCUACACGUACUAUCCGGCACAGGGUGCCGCAUGCUAUAUCGGGGCG